AUGGCCGCCGCCGCCACCGCCGCCGCCGCGACCGGCACACUUCUUCCCCACGCACUAUUAAAUCACCGCUCGCCUCCGCCGCCGCAGCUCCUCGCGCUGUCCUCCUCCUUCCGCCGCCUCUCCUUAUCCACCUCCCAUCGCCGGAACACCCAUUUAGUCGCCCACGCAGACGCCGGCGCCGCAGAGCCGGAGCCCGCGACCGAGCCUGCUCCUGAGGGCGAGCCUGUCGCUGCCUCUGCUGACUCCGAGGAGGGGGAGGCGGAGGGGGCUGUCGCAUUGGCGGAGGAAGAGGAGGAGCCGGCGCCGAGGCCCAAGCCGAUUAAGUUCGGUGAGAUCAUCGGGAUUCUGAACAAGCAGUUCAUCGAGGAGGCUGAGAAGGUGAAAGUGCUUCCGGAUUUGAAGCCCGGUGACAUUAUCGAGCUUAGAAUGCAACGUCCAAACAAGAGGAGAUUGUCUCUCUUUAAGGGUAUAAUCAUUGCAAAGCACAAAUCUGGUGUUCACACCACGAUCCGCGUCAGGAGGAUUAUUGCCGGUGUUGGAGUUGAAAUUACAUUCCCCAUAUACUCACCAAGGAUCAAGGAGAUCAAAGUAAUCAGACACAAGAAGGUGAGGAGGGCAAAGUUGUACUACCUGAAGUACAAGCUUCCCCGUUUCUCAACCUUCAAGUGA
This is a messenger RNA of Triticum turgidum subsp. durum (durum wheat), 669 nucleotides long. The record is from the annotation of a GenBank genome assembly. NCBI's taxonomy places the organism in Eukaryota, Viridiplantae, Streptophyta, Magnoliopsida, Poales, Poaceae.